UGCCAUGUCCCGCCAUGAUGAUAAUGGACUAAACCUCUGAAAAUGUAUGCUGGCUAGUUUUGUUGUCAACCUGACACAACUAAAGUUAUCUGAGGAGAAAGAAGUCAGUUGAGGAAACGCCUCCAUCAGAUUGGCUGUAGACAAGUCUGCGAGACCCAUAUGUCAAACUUCUACUUGAUGCUAUGAAACACUCAGGUUGUGCUAUUGAUCAAGGGAAACAUUUUUCUUAUGAAGACUGUGAUAGAAAUGUCAGUGGAGGGUUUGAUGCUUCAACAUCUCAGAUUGUUUUGUGCCAGAAUAAUAUCCAAAAUGAGGCCCACAUGAGCAGAGUCGUCACCCAUGAGCUCAUUCAUGCAUUCAAUCAUUGUCGGGCUCACGUCCACUGGUUUACCGAUGUCAGACAUUUAGCCUACUUGGAGAUUAGAGCUGCAAGCCUCAGUGGAGACUGUUGGCUUGUGAAUGAAAUCUUCAGGUUGCAUUUUGGAUUAAAACAACACCAUGAGACUUGUAUGUGGGACAGAGUUGUUCUUUCCAUCUUGACUGUUCGGAACAUCAGCAGAGAAGAGGCCCAGAAGGCUGUGGAUGACGUUUUUGAGUCUUGUUUCAAUGACCGUGAGCCUUAUGGCAGGAUCCCACAUACUAAGACAUAUGCCAGAUAUGCUCACAGGGACUUUCAGAACCGUGAUCAAUAUUACUGGAACAUAUGAAGGUGGUGGCCAUCAGUAUCCCUGAACAUCAGGACCAUGAGGGAAAUGAGGUUCUUAGACACAGAGUGUAUACAAUGUAAAUGAUCAGUUAAGCACUGCAGAUAAAGUGCAGAAGGUGAGAUGUGGUUCUUAGACACAGAGUGUAUACAAUGUAAAUGAUCAGUUAAGUACUGGAUACAGUGCAGAAGGCGAGGUGUUCUUAGACAUAGAUAUAUACAAUGUAAAUGAUCAGUUAUGCACUGGAGAUACAGUGCAGAAGGUGCUGGUUUUAGCAUUUGACUACAAAAAAUGGAUAUGGCAAAAAAGGAACUCCUUAAACUGCAAGGCAAAAUUGGAUAUUUAUAGCUAAUCAUUUAGUAAAUAAGGUAAAUAAAUGACA
Messenger RNA from Peromyscus californicus insignis, 1086 nucleotides. Its product is annotated as mitochondrial inner membrane protease ATP23 homolog. NCBI's taxonomy places the organism in Eukaryota, Metazoa, Chordata, Mammalia, Rodentia, Cricetidae. Gene Ontology annotation, molecular function: metalloendopeptidase activity. The record is from RefSeq and is a predicted model, not a curated record. Gene Ontology annotation, biological process: mitochondrial protein processing; mitochondrial proton-transporting ATP synthase complex assembly. The transcript has a single exon. Gene Ontology annotation, cellular component: extrinsic component of mitochondrial inner membrane. The coding region runs from base 183 to 707 and encodes 174 amino acids.